This is a messenger RNA of Fraxinus pennsylvanica, 1014 nucleotides long. NCBI's taxonomy places the organism in Eukaryota, Viridiplantae, Streptophyta, Magnoliopsida, Lamiales, Oleaceae. The record is from the annotation of a GenBank genome assembly.
AUGCUACCCGGGAUAAUAGAUUUUACAGCUAUACGGUGGGUCUNUAGAUCCAACUUGAAUCAACUUUUUCUUACUCUAUCCUCAAAUUCUACUCGGGAUAUUAGAUUUUACAGCUAUACGGUGGGGCUUGGCCCUCCUGACAGAGUCAUUGGCCUCUUCCUAUGUAGAGGUGAUGUUAAUACUGACGUUUGCGAAGAGUGUGUCAGAAACGCUACUACGGAAAUCUUGCAACGCUGUCCCAAGGAAAAAGAGGCAGUUAUCUGGUACGACGAGUGCAUGUUACGUUACACAAACAUAUCCAUAUUCUUCAGGGCUGAACAAGAAGGAGAAAUCACCUGGUUUAACACCCUGAAUAUCACUGAUCAACCUGAUAGAUUCAGAACUGUGUUGGCGGCUACCUUGAAUGAAUUAGCAACAGAAGCAGCAAAUGAUCUCUCUAGUAAAAAAUUUGCUACCAAACAAGCUAAUUUCACAGCAUUUCAGACAUUGUACACUCUGGCGCAGUGCACCCCUGAUCUUACGAGCGGUCAAUGCAAUACCUGCCUUCGACAGUGUAUCUCGUCUUUACCGUAUUGUUGUGAUAUUAAACAAGGAGCAAGAGUAAAUUACCUCAGCUGUAAUAUUAGGUAUGAGAUGUUCCCAUUUUAUAAUUCUACUUUGGUCCCUGCACCAGCACCUCCUCUUCCGCCCCCGACUCCAUCGCGUUCUACAACCAAUGAAGGAAAUGGGGGAAUGUCAAGACAAGUUAUUAUUGCGAUAGUUGUUCCAGUUGUUGUUUCCUUAGUGAUUUUCUUGAUAGGCUGCUUCUUUUUGACAAGGAGAGCAAAGCAGAAACGUUAUGAUGCUGUCAACGAGGAAAAUGACGAAGUAAAUGAUAUUUCGACAGUUGAAUCCUUGCAAUAUGAUUUGAAUACUGUUGGCUUGCUACCAACAACUUUUCUUCUGAUAACAAGAUUGGUGAAGGUGGAUUUGGGAGUGUUUACAAGGGUACUUUUCCGAAUGGACAAGAAGUAG